Molecule: messenger RNA, 1383 nt
Organism: Charadrius vociferus (killdeer)
Lineage: Eukaryota; Metazoa; Chordata; Aves; Charadriiformes; Charadriidae
Gene: ZFP91
Product: ZFP91 zinc finger protein
Exons: 9
Coding region: 1-1332 (443 amino acids)
Biological process (GO): regulation of transcription by RNA polymerase II
Cellular component (GO): nucleus
Molecular function (GO): transcription coregulator activity
Source: RefSeq, a predicted model, not a curated record
AUGGGUGUUUCAGAUCCCAAAGAAGAGAAGGAAGAGGAGGACGUUUCCAGUGUCCUCAGCCACGGCUCUCCCGUCAGCAGACCCAGCAGAAGCUGGCGCAGCAGUAGGUCAGCCGCUGCCGCCCGCCAGCGUGACACGGAGAAUUCGCGUGCCUCCAGAUCCAAGACUGGUUCCCUGCAGCUCGUCUGCAAGUCGGAGCCAAACACAGACCAGAUUGAAUACGUGGUCACAGAAGAGCAUCAGUCUCCAGCUGGAGUCAGGAGCGAUGAUGACGAUGAGAUGCUCAUCAGUGAGGAAGAAGUUCCCUUCAAAGAUGACCCAAGAGAUGAAACCUACAAGCCCCAUCUAGAGAAGGAAGCACCAAAGCAAAGGAGAAAAGCUAGCAAGGGGAAGGAGGAAAAAGAGAAACAGAAAGAGAUUAAAGUAGAAGUGAAAGAAGAGAGCGAGUUUCAGGAAGAUGAAGAACCACCAAGGAAGAGGGGAAGGAGGAGAAAGGAUGACAAGAGCCCAAGGCUGCCCAAGAGGAGGAAGAAGCCUCCAAUACAGUAUGUCCGCUGUGAGAUGGAAGGCUGUGGCACAGUCUUGGCUCACCCCCGUUACCUGCAGCAUCACAUAAAGUACCAGCACCUGCUGAAGAAAAAAUACGUGUGUCCUCAUCCCUCCUGUGGUCGGCUGUUCCGACUCCAGAAGCAGCUCCUGCGGCAUGCCAAACACCACACAGAUCAAAGGGAUUACAUCUGUGAGUACUGUGCCCGGGCGUUUAAGAGUUCUCACAACUUGGCGGUGCACCGAAUGAUCCAUACGGGCGAGAAGCCCUUGCAGUGCGAGAUCUGUGGAUUCACCUGCCGACAGAAGGCUUCCCUCAACUGGCACAUGAAGAAGCACGAUGCGGACUCCUUCUACCAGUUCUCCUGCAACAUUUGCGGCAAGAAGUUUGAGAAGAAGGACAGCGUUGUGGCCCACAAAGCCAAGAGCCACCCCGAAGUGCUUAUUGCUGAAGCACUGGCUGCCAACGCGGGCGCCCUGAUCACCAGCACCGACAUCCUGGGCACUAAUCCUGAGGCCAUUGCGCCCCCCACUGAUGGCCAGGGCCUCCCCCUGCUUCCCGACCCCCUGGGAAGUGCUGCCCCGGCCGAUUGCCUGCUGCUGAGCCCCGACGGCAUGCCGAAGACAUACUGUGGUGGCACAGAGCGCGUCAGCCUGGUGGCUGACGGCAAGCUCUUUGUGGGCAGCGACAGCAGUGCAAACCCAGAGGGGCUGGUCAUGAACACGGAGAUCCUGGGAGCCACCACGGAGGUGCUCAUCGAAGAUUCAGACUCCACUGGACCCUAGUGGGUGGGGAGCACAUGGGUGCUGGGACAGUUUGGACUCUGUAUUUAAAAG